Messenger RNA from Epinephelus lanceolatus (giant grouper), 1037 nucleotides. RefSeq names its product dicarbonyl/L-xylulose reductase (gene dcxr). The record is from RefSeq and is a predicted model, not a curated record. Gene Ontology annotation, biological process: glucose metabolic process; xylulose metabolic process. Lineage: Eukaryota; Metazoa; Chordata; Actinopteri; Perciformes; Serranidae. Gene Ontology annotation, molecular function: L-xylulose reductase (NADPH) activity; carbonyl reductase (NADPH) activity.
UGACUGUGCAAGAGUGACCUGGAAGACGAGCGGGUUUUGAACAUUAACUUUAGCGUCAAUCUUUGAGCCCAGCGGAACACACAGCACAGACACCGCUUCCUGCAGCCUCCACCCACCGCUCUGUCGUCUGCACAGCUCUGAUCCCUGCGGACUCUACCGAACAUGGAAAUCUCAUUUGCAGGCAAACGAGCUCUGGUCACCGGAGCAGGAAAAGGGAUCGGCAGGGCUACGGCUCUGGCUCUGGCACGCUGCGGGGCAAAGGUCACGGCGGUCACACGUACGCAGGCUGACCUCAACAGUCUGGUGCAGGAGUGUGCAUCCAUCAGCCCCGUGUGUGUGGACUUGGCAGACUGGGGGGCCACAGAGACAGCCUUGCAGGAUGUUGGCCCCAUUGAUCUGCUGGUGAAUAAUGCUGCCUAUGCCAAUCUGCAGCCAUUUCUGGAGGUCACACCUGACCAGUUUGACAAGUCAUUCAAUGUGAAUGUGAAAGCUGUGCUGCAUGUCUCUCAGAUUGUGGCUGGUGGUAUGAAGGCUAGAGGAUCAGGAGGCUCCAUCGUGAAUGUGUCCAGCCAGGCGUCACAGUGUGCCCUCAGAGACCACACAGUCUACUGUGCCACUAAAGGAGCCCUGGACAUGCUGACUAAAGUGAUGGCUCUGGAGCUGGGACCCCACCAGAUCCGUGUGAACAGUGUGAACCCCACAGUGGUGAUGACUGAGAUGGGUCGCCAGGGCUGGAGUGACCCCGAAAAAGCCAAGACCAUGACGUGCCGCAUCCCUCUAGGCCGCUUUGCAGAGGUGGAAGACGUGGUGAACAGUAUUUUGUUCCUGCUGAGUGAUAAGAGCAACAUGACUAAUGGAGUCACUCUGCCGGUGGACGGAGGCUUCCUGUCCUGUUGACAAACUUGAGCCUCGUCUCAGGACACUGCCCCCCUGUUCAGAGGGAAAACAACAAGUACCUCCUGUCUCAUCAUCUCACUGCAUUAUACAAAAGAGGUCAAUUUAACAAAGAAAUUAAACUCAACUACUGCACAAAUCAA